Molecule: messenger RNA, 522 nt
Organism: Oikopleura dioica
Lineage: Eukaryota; Metazoa; Chordata; Appendicularia; Copelata; Oikopleuridae
Source: the annotation of a GenBank genome assembly
AUGCACGUUCAAUCACUUCACAUUCGCGCCGUUUUCAUCCGCGAACCAAAAAACAAGCCGAAACCUAUUCUGAUCCUUGCUGACUCUCUUGCUUUUCAGACGUUUGUGAAUCGUGACCUAAAAUCACUCAGUAUGGUCUUCACUGAAUUCGUCCAGAUCGGCGGUGUCGUCUACGUCCCAUCCCUCAAGAAGGCCUGCGCCAUCACCAACGUUAUCGACCUCAACCGACUUCUCGUCGACGACGGAAACCUCAACCGAUACACCGUCUCUGUCAAGGCCAUCCAAAUCACCGACCUUUCCGUCAAGAUCAACGUUGGCGCCCGACCCGGCACUGUCAAGAAGGCUUUCGCCGCCGCCGAUAUCGCCAACAAGUUCGCCGAGACUGACUUGGCCAAGGGAAUUGCCCGAAAGAACAUCCGAGCUAACUUGACCGACUUCGACCGAUUCAAGCUCAUGCGAUUGAAGCAGGCCCGCAACCGAAUCGUCAAGGCUGAGCUCGGCAAGUUGCGAAGAAAGAAGUAA